Penaeus monodon (black tiger shrimp) is the source of this 5852-nucleotide messenger RNA. Its product is annotated as phospholipase D gamma 1-like. Gene Ontology annotation, cellular component: plasma membrane. Gene Ontology annotation, biological process: phospholipid catabolic process. Gene Ontology annotation, molecular function: D-type glycerophospholipase activity. NCBI's taxonomy places the organism in Eukaryota, Metazoa, Arthropoda, Malacostraca, Decapoda, Penaeidae. The record is from RefSeq and is a predicted model, not a curated record.
CAGGAUAUAUAUAAUUUUCAUUUCGAUAAAUACUUUCGUGGUGUGUUGUGACGCUUGUCGCCGGCCAUCGGAAGUUGUAAUAACGGAUUAUUAUAAAGUGUAAUGGAAGGGUUGUGUGCGAUCCCCAGUGUUGACGUGACAGCGGCACCAUGGCGGUCGAGGUCCCAGCAGCGUGCGUAGCCCCGGCAUCAUGGUGGUGCUGUGCGGCCGCCUCGAGGUGGUAGUGGUCGAGGCGUGCGACCUGCCCAACCUCGACCAGAACGUGCUGCGGCGGAAGGACAAGAGCGACCCCUACUGCGUGGUGGAGGUGCAAGGAGGCAGCGGCAGCCUACAUAAAGUCGGGAAGACUUUCACCAUAGACGACUGCCUCAACCCCAAGUGGUACUACAAAGUGUCGGCGGACAUCAGCCAGGACGUUGCUGGCCUUAGAUUCACAGUGAAAGAUAAAGACUUGUUAUCUUCCGAAACGAUCGGCAGUUGUUUCCUGCCUGUGCAUACCUUCAUAGACAACAGUGCUCCCCAUGAGGCAGAACUUGCGCUAGUGAACAGUAAAGGUUUCCAAGCCGGGACACUCAAGGUUACGGCUUCCUUUGUGUACGACAGAAACCAGCCGGGCGUGACCAUAGGUGAUCGAGCGUGGAACAAAGCGAGUGAACUGAGAGACAGAGUGUCGAGAAAACUCCCCAAAUACGGUAACUCGUGCGACUCGAUAAGCUCAUUCGGCGAGAUGGCGUUCCUGCACGGCGUCCUCGACCUGAAGCUGGAGCGGGCCAACAACCUGCCCAACCUGGACAGCUCCAUCCUCAGCCUCAGCAAGAAGGACGUCUCGGACCCCUUCGUGGUGGUGACGCUGGAGGACGUGGACGGCGAGCCCUGGAAGAUCGCCACCACGCACGUCAUCGACAACAACCUCAACCCCGUGUGGGAGGAAACCUUCCGCGUGGACAUCUGCCACGACGUGGCCUCCAUCACCUUCACCGUCCGAGACAAGGACUUCCUCUCCUCCGAGCAGAUCGGCUCCGUCUCUUUCCCCGUCAACACCCUCACCCAGGAGAAUGGCGUGCACGGCACCUUCGAGCUUCUGAGGGAGAACAAGAACAAGCGGGCGGGCACGCUGACCCUCUCCAUGACGUACAAGCCCAAGCAAGCCGUGCAGCCGUCUUACGAAGUGCCUGAGUGCCUGUUCCCCCUCCGCCUCGACAACCAGGUGCAGCUGUACCAGGACACCCACUGCCCCGCCCUGCCCAUCCCCCUCAUCGACAGCUACGGCAACGCGUACCAGCCGCGCAGCACCUGGAAGGACAUCUACACCACCCUCAUGGAGGCCACGCAGUUCAUCUACAUGGUGGGCUGGAGCAUCAGCGCCAAAAUCCCGCUGCUCAGGGACGAGGGCGAGGACAACCGCACCCUCGGGGAGAUCCUCAAGCAGAAGGCGUACGAGGGCGUGCGCGUCCGCCUCCUGCUGUGGGACGAGCUCACGUCCAACGACCUGAGGAAGACGGGCGCCAUGAGCACGGAGGACGAGGAGACGGCCAACUUCUUCCGCGGGACGCCCGUCGUGGUGGUGCUGGCGCCGCGGGACCGCCACACCAAGGACAUGUUCUCCACCAAGAUGCACUUCACCAUGCUCUGCUACACGCACCACCAGAAGUGCGUCAUUGCCGACUCACCCAUCCUGGAGAUGCCCGGACAGAAGAAGGUGGUCGCCUACGUGGGCGGCCUCGACCUCACGGGCGGCCGCUACGACAACCCCACACACCCGCUGUUCCGCACCUUAGUGCGCGAGCACAGGAACGACUUCAGAAACCGCGUGUUUCCGACGCUGACCAGCGCCAACGGGCCCCGAGAGCCUUGGCAUGACAUCCACAGUCGCGUGGAGGGCCCUGCCGCCCAUGACGUCCUCAUGAACUUCCUAGAGCGCUGGAGGAAGCAAGCGGCCGACCAGAUCGACACCAUCGUUCCCCUGCAGCAGAUGGACGGCAUCGUCAUGGACUACCGCUCGUGCGCGCCCGACCGCUGGAGCGUGCAGGUGUUCCGCUCCAUCAACACGGACUCGGCGCAGUUCGACUGGACCACCGCCGUGGGCCUCACCAAGAAGAAGGGGCGCGCCUUCGACAACAGCCUCCACCGCGCCUACAUCCACAACAUCCGCCGCGCGCGCCGCAUGAUCUACAUCGAGAACCAGUACUUCAUGGGCAGCAGCCACAUGUGGCCCGAGUGCCGCGACGCCAAGGCGGGCAACCUCGUGCCGCUCGAGAUCGCCACCAAGAUCGAGGAGAAGAUCCGCGACGGCGAGCGCUUCGUCGCCUACAUCUGCAUCCCCAUGUUCCCCGAGGGCAAGCCCGCAGACAAGGUGACCCAGGAAAUCCUGCAUUGGCAGCUGCGCACGAUGCAGAUGAUGUACAGCCGCGUCGCCGCCGCCAUCAAGCAAGCCGGGUUGGAGGCUCACCCCCAGGACUACCUGCUCUUCCUGUGCCUCGGCAAGAAGGAGGCCCCCGAGGAGGUGCCUGAGGAGUUGGUUCCACCCGAAGACCCGUCUACGACCCUAGCCUUCACCAACCGUCGCCUUAUGAUCUACGUCCACUCCAAGAUGGCCAUAUUUGAUGACGAGUACAUCAUCGUGGGCUCGGCCAAUAUCAACGACCGCUCGUUGAGUGGCAAUCGCGACACGGAGAUCGCCACCGGCUCCUACCAGCCCAUGUACGUGGGCACAGGCGGCGAGCUGCCCCGCGGGGACGUGAGCAUGUUCCGACGUGCGCUGUGGGCCGAGCACCUGGGCACCGCCGCCCCCGUGGACCAGGACCCCUCGAGCGUCGAAUGCGUCCGGGCCGUCCGCUGGCUGGCCGAGGACGCCCUCCGCGCAUACAUUGAACCCGGAGAUGCUCCCACGCCCCGCCACAUGCUGCUGUAUCCGCUGCAGGUCAACCCCGAUGGCACGGUGACCCCGCGACCUGACUGCCCCACUUUCCCGGAUACAAUGGGCAGUGUGAUGGGAGCAAGGUCAAAGGUGUUCCCAAGCACCCUCACCACCUAAACAGGCAUUGGCAGUUCUGAUAUUGGAAUUUGGUUAAGAAGUCUUGGUCAUGUCAUUGUGAGCUUGCAAUCUUCCCACCAAACUUGGUUUUGUUGAUUUUAUUAUGCUCUUUACCUGAUAGCAUACGAGUAAUUGGUGUUUGUGAUUAUAGCUAUAUCCUGUCAUUUGUCACCAACUGUAAUGUUUUAAAAAUACAAAUUUGACUUGCUACAUUAUUAUUUUUAGCUAUGUAGCUUCCAUUGCUAAAGGAUGUUUAGAGGUGUGGAUUUUAAUGAUUGCUAAAAUGUAAUAAUUUAAAUCACUACACCGAAGGAACAGCAAUAGAAAAAGCUUACACAACUGGAAUGCAUUAAUAAAGCCAAGUUUUAUGCAUAGAGCAUUUGGUGGCUUGCAUGUGUAUGGACAGCAAGAGGUAACUGAUAACACACAGGGUAAGUUGGAGCAAUAAUAUGGCACAAUCUAACAUAUCAACAAGUAUUAUAACAUGCACACUAAGGUCUGCAAACAGUGCUGUUACUCAGACCUACUUGAAAAUAUUACCAUCAUUGUCUGUUAUUAUCAUGUUCAAGCCACUGUAUUUCUCACUCUUUCCCUGUGUUUCCUCAUCCCCAAAACAUACUGAUCUUUGGCAUGGCUUGUUCUAGCAUUGGGAGUUAGAAAUCUUUAUUGAUUUAUGAGAAAAUAAACUGCUAAAUUCACUGGCAGGCCAGAUUCUGUAAUUGCACUUGUGAAUGUAUUUCAUUCUCUCAUUCAUGAUUGCACCACUGGGAUGGGAUGAAAACAAUAAAGUGUAUAUUCUGGAAUUUGUAUACUAGUUGUUGUGUCAUCCAUUUAAGUUUUACUAUUUCCAAGAUUCUGUAAACAAUAGAAUCAACAGAAUGGUGGGUGACUGGAUAUGAAAUGCUACCAGCAGUUCAUCAGCUGCUAAUUCCUUCUAUAGUGACAAGAGAAUGUAAUUUAAGCAUUGAAUAAUUCACAAGUGCAUUAAAAUGGCAAUGAAGUACAUUGCAGUAAACUUGAGAUUUAAUUCUCUUUACUUUAUUGAUACUGUAUUACCUUGAAAUGAAACUUUUGAAUAAAGUUUAGACGAAAGGUUAAGCUUGGUCAGGUUGUGAAAUCUCAACUAGAAAUGCUACUGUAGAGCAUGUCAUCUCAUAUGAUAAUCAAGCAGUUUGUUGUGAUAUCCAUUCCUUCAGGCAUCAGUGAUUGUGAAAAAAACAAUAAUUUUUUAUCAGCUUUUGUUUUAGAUUGUUAUGAAUAUUUACAGUCUUUUUGUUACUGGAUUUUAGGUACGUAUCUGUCUUUUUGUGAUACGUAAAUGAUUGUAUUGAAAUAUUUGGUGCUCACUUGAAGCUCAAAGUAAAUAGUACAACUGUUUAGUUCUGAGGUAGGUCACUCAUGCCUAGGAUUAAAGGGUUGCAGGUUGAACUAUAUAUUGUCAGGCAUCAUAAUGGCAUAGAUUAAUGAUUAGUUGUGUAACUGCUCUGGAAUAAAAUUAUCUUAAAAUGGUAUACUUAUUCAAGGGUGAGUGAACAUUUUAAGAAAUAUAGCAGAUGGAAAGGGUAAAUAGAAAUAUUUAUAUAUUUUAUUAUAAACUGGUUAUUACUCCAAUUCAAGUAUCUCUACAAUUUCAUAGAAUAUAAGUUUUUCUUCUCAUGUAAUAUUGAUAAUAAGGUUGAUCAUCAUGGACUGUUGUGGUCCAGGUUUUGUGUUCAGAACUGUGGAGGAAACAAUCCACUACUGCACUAAUUGCUUUUUGGUCUGCUAACUUUACUCAUAUUUACUCAUUAGUGUGUCUUACCGUCUCAAGUGUUUGGCAUCGCAAGCACCACCAGGAGAACAAUUUUUAAACAGCAUUUUAAACAGCAUGUAAAUUCAUAAUCAUCAUUCUAAUUAUCCAUCAAGAUAUUUCAUGUACUUAGAUCAAAGAAACUAACUCUUUUGUCAGGGAUACUUGUACAGUUACUAUUAGGUGCAUAUUGCAUGUUAGACAUCAACUGUUCUCCUGAUGGCUUUAUUUGGACUUGACUAGUCUGUUGUGGAAAUAACCAGAGCUUACUGUUGAUGCUUCUUCAACGAGGAAUAUUAUGUCUCAAGUCUAGAUUAUUAAAAAGCUUUUCUCUCAGUAUAUUGUGUGGUCUUCAGAGCACUGUUUUUAUCAGUCAUUUUAGAGAGAACCUCCUUGUAGAUUUGAGUGACUUACAAAAUAAGCAUGUGAACCACUCUGCACUCAAAUUUCUUAUUAAGCAACUAAGAUGAGUAUUGACUUAAACUGGAAAUCUAAGAAAUCCUAAUUACAUCAUUUAGAAAGUUGCUUUCAACUAAAAUAUGCAAAGAUGCUACUUCCAUGAGGAUGUGAGAUGGUUAGAUACAGUUUUAAGUACAGUAUGUCAUAACGUGGUUUACUUACAGCCACAAGUGUGAGGAAGGACUGACUACAUAAAAAGUGGCUAUGUCUGUCUGGCCUCAAAUGUUUAUAAGCUUGUAAUCAGCCUACAUUCAGGUUGUAGACAAUUUUUUUCAUAACUCCACUUAUUCCACAAGUAUUUACCAAUUUAAAUCUUUACACAGAACUUGAUCACUGCCUUUGAUUAUUUUUUUCUCUUCUCUCCCAUUCUAAGAAUAAGAAAUCCCUUUCUUCUGUAUUUCUUGUUUGUUUUUGUUUAAAUAAUAAGUUGAAAAGUGUUAGAUUUUUGUACACUUGACUUUGUUUACAAUAUUUUUAAUGAGUUUUUAAGAUAGUAGGUUUGGUUAGAUUAAAUAUUGGGAAGUUUGAAUUACUAAUUCUCCUUUUAUCAUAUUAUAGAUCAUACUAAUU